Messenger RNA from Acanthocheilonema viteae, 2142 nucleotides. NCBI's taxonomy places the organism in Eukaryota, Metazoa, Nematoda, Chromadorea, Rhabditida, Onchocercidae. The record is from the annotation of a GenBank genome assembly.
AUGCGUUGGAUAGCACUGCUUGAAUUUGGCCACGAUGAUGUGAAAGAAGAGCUAAUAUGGUCGAAGGUUGAUGUGGAGAAAUUGGAUUAUGAGAAAAUGAUAAAUCUUAUCCAUGAAAUUGGAAUUUCCCAUUCACUGCGGCCUUUUCUAUGGCCGAGGUUUUGCGGUGCAACAAAAAAGAAAGCGGCAAGUGCUUUCAGUUAUGUCGAAGUAAUCAAGCACUGCGACAAGGAUAAUUCAUCAACAAGUGCGCAAAUUGAAAAAGAUUUAUCAAGAACUUUGCCUAACAAUAUAUGUUUUUGGGAGCCCAGUAGUAAAGGUAUCGAAAGCUUACGAAGAGUUCUAAAAUCGAUUGCUUAUAUUUAUCCGGAUAUUGGUUAUUGUCAAGGAAUGGGUGUUAUUGCAGCUUCGUUAUUGCUAUUUUGCUCAGAAGAAACAGUUUUCUGGAUUAUAGCAUCAUUAAUUGAAGAUAUAUUUCCACCCAAUUACUACAGUCGAUCGUUUCUUGGUUUGCAGGCUGAUCAACGAGUUUUGCAGCAGUUAAUUGGGAUACAUAUGCCUGAAUUGAAUUAUAUUUUAAAAGAUAAUGACGUCGAGUUAUCACUAAUUACUAUUAAUUGGUUUUUAACAGCUUUUGCAUCAGUUUUUUCUAUGCGAGUUUUACUGCGUGUUUGGGAUUGUUUAUUCUUUUUUGGUGGAGUGACGAUGUUCAGGGUGUUAAUCUCGAUUUUGAAAAUCAAAGAGGAUGAUUUGAUAGAAAUGAAAUACAACGAAAACGUUACGGUAGAAUUAUUCAAUACAAUAUCGCAAAUUCCAGCAUCUUUAAAUAAUCCAAGGUACUUAAUGGAACUGUGUACAUCUUUUGAAUUUUCAAUAACUGAGGAAUUUAUCGAAACAGCUCGAAAACAUCAGCAAGCAAUUCUAUUAGCUGGUCAAGGACUUAUCAUAAACACAAAUAAUAUUACAAAUUUACCAAAACAGCAUGUUCGAAGACGUAGACUAACGGGAUCAAAAAGUUUUGUGCAGCAAAUAUUUGCUUCAUCUAAGGAACAGGAUACAGAAAGUGAUCCGAAAACGAAAAAUGUCCGCCUUACUGAACUUAUCGUCGAUUUACGAGAUGCUGUUUUGCAUAUUUGUCGAUAUUUCAUUGAAUGUGAUGAGUCGUUUAAAAGAAUAGUCAACCUACAGGCAGAUUACUCAGCAGAGGAUCAGCAAAGCGAAAAGGUGGAAUUUUUAAAAACGCGACAUCGCGCAUAUCGUCGUGCAAGGGCAUUAUUAGAUUUUAGGCGACAAGAUGAUGACGAAUUAGGAUUCAGGAAGAAUGAUAUAAUAACAGUUAUUUGUGAAAAAGAUGAACAUUGCUGGAUUGGUGAAGUAAAUGGACUAAGAGGAUGGUUUCCAGCAAAAUUUGUUGAGAUAGUUGAUGAUCGUGGACGUGAUUAUACAAUAUACGGUGAUGAAGCGGUUUGUCCAGAGAUAACGGAUAAGAUUCGUAGACGUUUGGCUUCAGCUUUGAAACUAAUUUUGGAGCAUGGAUUGCGAAGAUCUGGUGUACUUAAUUUUGCUUCACAUCCAUGGCUUUUCAUUGAAGAGAUUUCACAAAGUUUUGUGCAAAAGCAUUAUAAUGCCGUAUAUUCUCGUCUAACACUUUGUUCAACAUUCAGUUUGGAUCAAGAUGGAGAGGUAUUAACACCAGAAGAACUAUUAUUUCGGGCCGUAAAAUUGAUUAACGAGUCGCAUAAUGCAGUUGGUGCCCAAAUGGAUGUAAAAUUUCGCUCUCUAAUUGCUCUAGCAGUUUGUGAGCAAUGUCUUCACUUAUGGUUUGAUUUGCUAUGCAGUUGUCCAGAUCAAGAGCAGAUCAGAAUUAAAUUUUACCAUUCAUGGUCAUUUAUACGAUCACCAAUAUGGAGGCAGAUAAAAUGUGAAUUGCGGCUUCUGGCACAAUUCUCCUUUAAUUUGAGUGUUGAUUAUGAAGUCGCAGACAUUGUCCGAAAGAAGAAUUUGACUUUAAAUGAGACACUGAAAAAAAAGGCAUUUUCGAACAUGCUACCAACUACGAUUCGAAGUUCGUUUGAUCAGCCAUUAAAAGAGAGUGUACGAGAUAUGCUGAUCAAACACCAUCUCUUUAGCUGGGAUUUAUAG